This is a messenger RNA of Solanum tuberosum (potato), 1144 nucleotides long. RefSeq names its product UPF0603 protein At1g54780, chloroplastic. The record is from RefSeq and is a predicted model, not a curated record. Bases 141 to 1010 code for a protein of 289 amino acids. NCBI's taxonomy places the organism in Eukaryota, Viridiplantae, Streptophyta, Magnoliopsida, Solanales, Solanaceae. The transcript has 3 exons.
AUGAAGGAGACACAACAUAACACAACACAAACCACCCGAAAUAUGAACAAAAAACACAUAGCCAGUGUCACACUGAGCAACAAAAACAACUUUUUUCUGUAUUUUCUCACAAAUUUUGAUCUGUUACUGUUUUUCUUCCAAUGGAAACUAUUCUCUCCCCUCCUUUUUCUCCUCUCUUCAACCCCAAAACUUCCCUUUCAAAGCCUUUGCUUUCCCUUUCUCACUUAUCCAGAUCAACUAAGCCAAUUUGCUGUAGCCUCAGAAAACAGCAUUCCCAGAUUGAAAAAGAAUCUUUUUCAGUACCCAAAAGUUGGGUUUCUCAUGUCCAGCAAGGAUUAGCUGCUCUAGCUAUUUCUUUAGCCCUUAAUUUUUGUCCAGUUGUGUCUUCUGAUUCUGCAUUGGCAUCUGAAUUUGAUGUGUUAAAUGAAGGGCCACCAAAGGACUCAUAUGUAGUUGAUGAUGCUGGUGUGCUUAGCAGGGUGACAAAGUCUGAUUUGAAGGCAUUGUUGUCUGAUGUGGAGAAGAGAAAAGGCUUCCACAUUAAUUUCAUCACUGUCCGCAAGCUCACUAGCAAAGCUGAUGCUUUUGAGUAUGCUGACCAAGUUUUGGAGAAGUGGUACCCUAGUGUUGAACAAGGAAAUGAUAAGGGUAUAGUUGUGCUUGUUACAAGUCAAAAGGAAGGCGCAAUAACCGGUGGCCCUGAUUUUGUAAAGGCCGUUGGAGAUACUGUUCUUGAUGCUACCGUCUCAGAGAACCUUCCAGUGUUGGCUACUGAAGAGAAGUACAAUGAAGCAGUUUUCAGCACUGCCACACGUCUUGUUGCAGCCAUUGAUGGCCUUCCUGAUCCUGGUGGCCCCCAACUCAAGGAUAACAAAAGAGAGUCCAACUUCAAAUCCAGAGAGGAAACUGAUGAGAAAAGAGGACAAUUCACACUUGUGGUUGGUGGGCUGUUAGUGAUUGCUUUUGUUGUUCCUAUGGCUCAAUACUAUGCAUAUGUUUCAAAGAAGUGAACUGUCUGAUUCUGGAAAGUUACAUUUUCGUGAGAUUUGAGUAAGCAUGUAUAUUAUCGUGUACAAAAUGGUCCAUUCGGAAAUGACUGAUUCAUGAGAUAUUUAAAAAGGAUAAAUAUGAAGAUUUGGACCUC